Messenger RNA from Stegastes partitus (bicolor damselfish), 1886 nucleotides. RefSeq names its product dynein, axonemal, intermediate chain 2b (gene dnai2b). The coding region runs from base 1 to 1758 and encodes 585 amino acids. NCBI's taxonomy places the organism in Eukaryota, Metazoa, Chordata, Actinopteri, Pomacentridae. Gene Ontology annotation, cellular component: outer dynein arm. The transcript has 12 exons. The record is from RefSeq and is a predicted model, not a curated record. Gene Ontology annotation, biological process: cilium movement; outer dynein arm assembly. Gene Ontology annotation, molecular function: dynein heavy chain binding; dynein light chain binding.
AUGGAGAUCGUCUACGUUUACACCAAGAACCGGGAGGAGUUCGGCCGCCAGUGUCUCCUGUCGGACCGACCCGUGGAGUUGCUGGUGGACAUUCCACCGGAUCAGAACGCCGCCUCGAACUUCAUCCAGAGAAGGCAGAGAGACCAGGCCGUGCAGACCCUCAGGGAGCAGUCCGAGCACCAGGUGAACACUGAACGCGUCGAGUACAUCAGCUGUGGGAUAAACCAUGUGGAAGGCGGGUGGCCCAAAGACAUCAACCCCAAAGACAUGGAACAAACCAGCCGCUUCAGGAAGAUGGCGGAGAAAGAUGAGAGCUACAUGAACAGCAUCCUGCAGCUGGGCAGCGUCACUGAGCACUGCUGCAGACAGAACAACGCUGUAGACAUUUACCAAGAGUACUUUGAGGGCUGGGAGGAAGUGGAAGUGAGUCCAGAGCUGCCGUCCGCAAAGACUAUCAACAUGUUCAGAGAUCCUAAUGAGAUCAAACGUACCGUCACAGGCCUGUCAUGGCAUCCUGAUGGUGGCCGAAAGCUGGCUGCCGCCUACUCCUGCCUCGAGUUCCAGAAAACCUCCAAAGACAUGAGCCUGAACUCGUACAUUUGGGACGUGGAGAACCCAAACCGACCAGAGCUGACCCUGAAGCCAGCAUCCCCGCUUGUCAGUCUGGACUACAAUCCCAAAGACCCGCACACUCUGGUGGGAGGCAGCUACAACGGACAGAUUGUAUACUGGGACACCCGGAGAGGCAGCCAGCCAGUAGAGUUUUCUUCUGUGGAGCAGAGUCACAGAGAUCCAGUCUACAAGAUCAUCUGGCUGCAGUCCAAGACUGGGACNNUGUGUCUUCAGAUCCUCUGGUGGGACAUCCGACGGCUUAGUGAGCCCACAGAGCGCCUGGUUUUGGACCCAGGUCGGGAGGGGAACCUAGACCGGGCUUUAGGAGCGAUUUCUCUGGAGUUUGAAGCCACCAUGCCGACUAAGUUCAUGGUGGGGACAGAGCAGGGCCUGGUCGUCUCCUGCAACCGGAAGGCAAAGACUCCGGCUGAGAAGAUUGUCUGUACAUAUGACGGCCACCAUGGUCCGGUUUACGCCCUACAGAGGAACCCCUUCUUCCCCAAAAACUUUCUCACCGUGGGGGACUGGACGGCUCGCAUCUGGUCUGAGGACAUCAAGGAAUCGUCCAUCAUGUGCACCAAGUACCAGAUGUCUUACCUGACAGACGCCUGCUGGAGUCCAGUCCGACCCUCUGUCUUCUUCACUGUGAAGAUGGAUGGCAUGCUGGACGUGUGGGACAUUCUGUUCAACCAGAGUGAUCCCACGCUGAGUGUCAAGGUCUGCGACAGAGCACUGUACAGUCUCCGUGUUCAGGAUAAUGGUCAUCUGGUGGCAUGUGGGUCUCAGCAGGGCGAAACCACGCUGCUGGAAAUUUGCGCUGGACUGUCGACCCUCCAGAAGAAUGAGAAGAGUCUGCUGGCUGCUAUGUUUGAACGAGAGACAAAGCGAGAGAAGAUACUGGAGGCCCGACAGAGAGAGAUCCGUCUGAAGGAGAGGAGUCGCUCAGAGCAGAGCCGUGAGGAGGAGAUCGGACGGGAUGACGGCGAGGACGACCCCGAUCAGCUGAUCGCCAGAGCUGAGAGUGACUUCUGCAGCCUGGUGGAGGGAGGGCUACACAGGAGGGAGAGGAGGGAGGAAGACGUACUGAGGGGAAAAGAUGUCUGUGAAGAAAAAGAGCUGGACGACGGAGCAGAAACUGGGCAAUAGGAAACUUCUUAGUGAAUCUUAUUGUCUUUGUUCUAAAUGUUUUCGUAGAUGCUGUCUGUUUUUAGUGUUUUGUUCAUUUUUCAUCACAUGUUGCACAUGUCAAGUUCAAUACAGUUUACAAACUAAAA